AUGUAUGUGAGUUACCUUUUGGAUAAAGAAACCAGCAUGUAUCCAGGACCUGCAAGGUGCAGCAACAACAACCUGCCAGUGCAAAACUUUGCAUCUGCUCCCCCCUACUCAGACUACAUGGGAUAUCACCAUGUGCCAGCCCUGGACAACCACGGACAGCCUGCGGGAACCUGGGGAUCCCACUAUGGCCCACAGAGGGAGGACUGGAACGCUUAUGGCCCAGGACCUUCCAGCACGGUGGCUGCUGCACAGAUCAAUGGCUCACCUCCUGGGCAGGUCUCCUACAGUUCUGCUGAUUACAGCUCCCUCCAUCCUGCUGGAUCCGGGGGGUUACCUCCUGUAGAUACAAUUAAUGCACAGCAAAUCUCUCCCAACAGCCAAAGGCACAGCUCUUAUGAAUGGAUGAGGAAAACAGUACAAUCCACUUCUACAGGUAAAACAAGAACAAGAGAGAGUACCGGAGUGGUUUACACUGAUCAUCAGAGAUUAGAAUUAGAGAAGGAAUUUCAUUACAACAGAUAUAUUACAAUCAGGAGAAGUGCUGAACUUGCUGCAAACCUAAGACUUUCCGAGAGACAGGUGAAAAUCUGGUUCCAGAAUCGCAGAGCCAAAGAAAGAAAAUUAAUGAAGAAGAAAAUGACUCAUUUUGACGGCAGCAAUCUUGGCUCUAUGCAGAGUGACUCUGGCUCAGUGAGCCCAAUGCCAGCUCCUGACCAACAGACUCGUUCAGAAAUGUCCAGUUCUUUAUUUCCACCUCCACCUCCUCCACCUCCGCUUCCAAUGAGUGGCUUGCAGCACAGCGGGAACCUGCAGCAGGUAGUGGCCUCUCAGUAA
This is a messenger RNA of Cygnus olor (mute swan), 834 nucleotides long. Its product is annotated as homeobox protein CDX-1-like. Lineage: Eukaryota; Metazoa; Chordata; Aves; Anseriformes; Anatidae. Gene Ontology annotation, cellular component: nucleus. Gene Ontology annotation, molecular function: DNA-binding transcription factor activity, RNA polymerase II-specific; RNA polymerase II transcription regulatory region sequence-specific DNA binding. The record is from RefSeq and is a predicted model, not a curated record. Gene Ontology annotation, biological process: cell differentiation; animal organ morphogenesis; anterior/posterior axis specification.